Messenger RNA from Paramecium sonneborni, 2575 nucleotides. NCBI's taxonomy places the organism in Eukaryota, Ciliophora, Oligohymenophorea, Peniculida, Parameciidae. The record is from the annotation of a GenBank genome assembly.
AUGUAAAAUACAAAUUGUAUUUUGAAGCCGAUUUCAUCGCAACCUUAGGUAGGAGUAAUAAGGUAUUAGAUUUUAGAAACCUUUAAAACCAUUGGCUGGAAUGUAAUAGAAUCUAAAUGAGCAUUUGAAUAAUAUAAAGAGCAUAAUUCCUUAUCAAUUCGUAGAUAAAAACAGUCCUCAUAUUACAAUUUGUAAGAUGAAUAAAUAAAGAUGAGGUGGAUUGACUCCAAAGAUAACAGAGUAAUCUUUAAGAUUAGUAUGUGCAGAAUAUGGAAAUGUUGUGAGAAUCUCUUUACGUGCAUACUACAGAGAUAUAUAAGCAUAGAUAGUGGCAAAUGUUACCUAUGAAAAUGGAUAGUAAGCAUAAUAUGCAUAUAUGGAAUUACAAAAGAAGGUUGAAAAUGGAUUUCAUUUUUAACUUUAGUAAAAUUUUGAAUUAAGUAUAAAUAGUUAUGGAGGUCCAAGUUAACAAAGUACAUCUAAGAUAGUAAAAAUAAAAUUGCCAAAUCCACAAAUAAGAGGAAUAAUUGAUAAGUUGGCUAGAUAAGUAGUAAAAGAAGGAGUGCAAUUUGAAUAGAUGAUAAAGUAGAGAGAAAUAAAUAAUAAUAAAUAUGCAUUUUUAUAUUUGGUAUGUAUUUUAUAAGUGAAUGAUGGUAGUAAUCAGAAGAGAAUGAGUAUUAUAAAUGGAGAGUAUAUUCAUUUUAGAAUGGUGAUGAUGAGAAACAAUGGAAAUAAGAGCCAUAUUAUUUUAAUUUAAAUGAGAGAAUUUAUAUUCCACCUUCAAUAGAGAUUGAAGAAGCUCCAUCAUUUGCAAAGAAGGAACUUGAAAAAGCAUAAAGUAAUUGUAUAUUGGUUAUAAAAGUAACGAGUAAGAAAAAUAAAACAUAAUAUUAAGUAUUGGAAGAUUAAGAUAGAUUGAUAUUUAGUUAAAUGAUUAGAGAAUUAAAUACUUAAAAGUAGAAAUAUAUAUAUUAAGAAUAGACAUACAAUAGGAAAGGCAAUGGUAUUCUGUAUUGAUCAUUAGAACUGUGCAGCAGAUCUGAUGUUAAUUUUAGAAGAAUCACUCCUUAAUGAUUCAACAUGGUCAAUGAAAGUAAUUAUAUUUAAUUAUUAAUAAAAGCUUGCUCGUUUGUAUUUGAUUUCAGAUAUUUUGAAUAACUGUAGUCAGAAUUUUAAGAGCUACAUUUAAUGGUGUUUACCAAAAAUCUUUAGCAAUUUAGAUUAGUUAUUACCUUAUAAGGAAAAAGUAAAAGUAUAAUGAUAUAAUAAAGAUUUUAAAAUUGUUGUAAUGUUGGAGAGAGUAGAAUUUGUUUGACCAAAAGUACUUGAAGGGAUUAGAGUUGUCCUUUUUGAUGAAAGAAUAGUCAAUCCAAAUUGAGAGCAUCUCCUCAUAGAUUUAUAAAGUCGAUGGUUAUUUUAUUGAAGGAAAAACUGGCUCAUGUUGAUGAUGAGACACUUGAUCGAAUCUGCCGAAUCAAAGGAUUGUGUUCUUAGGGUCCUCGCGAUACAUUAAUCCAACGUUUAGUUCAGCAUAAGUUCUAUAACAGAGCCAACCCAGACGUUUCACUUGAGCAAGUGUCCAAAUUAGUUCAAAUUUAUCGUUACAUUGUUGAUAAGGUAUUUCUAAUCUAUACUAUCAUAUAAUCAAAGGAUUAAUAAACUAUUAUUACAUCUUAGAAGUAAUCAUUUACUACAUAAAUUCAAAUGAUGCAAGAGUUCCUUAAAUUAUUGUAGAAGAGGUUAAUUUUAUAUUACCUUUAGAUAUAAAAACAUUAUCAAUCCAGAGGGUGAGGAAAUUGAUGCUUUUGAUGAAAGAAUUUAUGAAUUUAAUAAACACAUAGAAAUUUAAAGAGCUGAACGCAAUCUUUAUCUUAAUAUAGAUGGAAAGGAUCUAACAGAAGAAGAUAUUAGAACUAUUGAAGAUAAGAAAGUUUAAGUUAUCACUAAUUAUGAAUUAACAUAUUUACAACCUAAACCUCCUUUGCCUCCUACACCAACUGAUCCUAUUGAAGUAUUAAUAUUUAUUAUUAUUUUAGAUUGAAGUAUAACAAUUUAGAGAUAUACUCUUUUAAAGUUGUUUAUAUGAUCCUUUUAAAAUUGAGGAAUUUGCUAAAUCUAGAAAGGCACAAUUAAUAAAGGCUGAUCAAAUAAAAAAAGAGAGAGAAAAAUAAUUAUUAAUAAAAUAACAAUAAGAAUAGAGAGAAAGAGAGAGGGAAAGAGAAAAGGAAAGAGAAAGAGAGAGAGAGAGAGAGAGAGAGAGAGAAAGAGAAAAGGAAAAAGAAAGAGAGAGAGAAAGAGAAAGAGAGAGAGAAAAGGAAAAAGAAAGAGAAAAGGAUCGUGAGAGAGAUAGAUAAAGACAUCAUAGUAAUAUUAUUAUUUAUCUAUAAUAAUUUAGAUCGUAAUAACAAAAGAAACAGUUCAAGUUCAGAAUCUGAUAAAAAGAAUUAAAAGAAGAAGUUUGAUCAAAAAUACGAUUAAAAAUAUGAAUAAAAACAUGAUUCUAAAUAUUAUAAGAGAAGAUCCAGAUCAAGAAGUAAUUCAAGAAAAAAGAAAACUCAAAAUAAAAAGAGAUGAG